UUUUUUCUGCAAUAGGGAAUUUUUCUUGCAACUCUAAGCUCGAAUUGAAAAUCACAUUAUAAAGCUAAAUACUGUGGUGAAUGGUAUAGAUUUAUUGAUCACGAUAAAAUGGCUGCAAUUAAAACGAAGAAGCGUAAAGUUUCUAAAAAAACAAAAAAAGCAUGGCGUAAAUAUACAGAUACAAAAGAUGUUGAAAAAUUUUUGGAAAAUUCACAAUUAGAAGAAAGGUUAGGUUCUUUCGCGAUUCACAAGGAUUCAGAAUUGUUUAGUAUUUCUACAGCACCUGAAAUACUUUCAAAGCAAAAACGUCGAGAAAUAUUAAAAUUGAAAGAACCACGAUGUUUUAAUAUUUUAAAACCUCAUACAGCUGUUCCAGAUCCAAUAACAAAAAGAAACCGUGUAAGAACUAAAGAUGAAAGAAAAAAUGCAUUAGUUUUAAAAAAAGAAGCUAUCAGAAAAUCUCAAAAUAUUUUGACAUUAAAAGAAAAGUUAAGAUUAAAAAACAAAAUGAUUGCAGCAAAAAAAAAAUUAAAUAAACCAAAAAGAGGUGAAUUUAAUACAAAUAUAUGGAAAGAAAAAAUUAUGAAAGACAUUAAUAUUGAUUGGAUGUCUUCGGACACAAUUAGACAUACAUUAACAUAUUUUGGAAUAAAAAAAAAGAGAGUACCUUCUUCUUUACACAAAAAACCUUCUAAUAUUCCAGCAGUUGAAGCUCCUCAUCCAGGUAUAUCUUAUAAUCCUUCAUUUGAAGAUCAUCAAAAGUUAUUACAUGAAGUGGCUCAAAAAGAAAUGGAACUUAUAAAAAAAGAAGAACAUCUGAACAGAGUUACCACAAAAAUGUUCAAAAAGGUUUCACCUAAAGAAAAAGAAAGUAACUUGAUAAAAGAAAUGUCAGAAGGUCUCAAAUUAGAAGAUAAUCAAGAUUUUAAUGAAGAUGAAAAUAAUGAUCCAAUAGUAAAAUCUAUAAAUCCAGCUGUUAAAAAUAAAAAAAAAACUCGUGUGCAAAGACGUAAACAAAAAGAACAGAAAAAUUUGGUACAUAAAAAGCAACAAGAAAAAGUAGAGAAAAAAAAGAUUUCAGAUAUAUAUAAAUUAAGAUUAUUAGAUAGACAGUUAGCUGCUAAAGAAAAGAAAGAAAAAGUAUUACAAGAAAAGAGAUUAAAAAAGAAAAUACUUAAAACAAUGGGUACUAAAACUCUCAGUAAAAUUAAAUUUGAACCUUUAGAACUUGAUUUUAAAUUAGGUUCAGAAUUAACUGGAAAUUUGCGGAAUUCUGAACCAACUGGUAAUUUAUUGAAAGAUAGAUUCAAAUCUCUUCAACAAAGAAAUAUCAUUGCUCCUGCUAAUAUCAGAUUAAAACGAGACAAAGCUAAAGUAAAACGUUUUAUAAAAUCAGAUCAUAAAAUUGAUGUGAUGAAAGUAAAAUAAUUUAUAAUAUAUAUUUUUAAUAAAUAGGUUAAAUAAAAAAAAUAAUAAACU
Messenger RNA from Apis dorsata (giant honeybee), 1479 nucleotides. RefSeq names its product ribosome biogenesis protein NOP53. Gene Ontology annotation, biological process: rRNA processing; ribosomal large subunit assembly. The transcript has 3 exons. Gene Ontology annotation, molecular function: 5S rRNA binding. Bases 109 to 1428 code for a protein of 439 amino acids. The record is from RefSeq and is a predicted model, not a curated record. NCBI's taxonomy places the organism in Eukaryota, Metazoa, Arthropoda, Insecta, Hymenoptera, Apidae. Gene Ontology annotation, cellular component: nucleolus.